Closterium sp. Naga37s-1 is the source of this 1872-nucleotide messenger RNA. The record is from the annotation of a GenBank genome assembly. NCBI's taxonomy places the organism in Eukaryota, Viridiplantae, Streptophyta, Zygnematophyceae, Desmidiales, Closteriaceae.
AUGAGGUGGAACGACUCCCCUUACCAAGAGCACGCACCUCCACCUCACCACCGUUCUUUGACUCACUUACCUCAACGGUUCCCUCAACAAGGACACCUACCUCCACCUCACCACCAGCUCUCAUACCCCCAACUCACGUACCCAUGUCACAUGCCCCCCUUUGCCCUCUCCCCUCUAGCAGAUGAGGUGCAACGACUCACUUACCUCAAUGCUUCCCUCAACAAGGACACCUACCUCCACCUCACCACCGUUCAUUGGUGUUUCUCUCCUUCGCCCUCCGCCCCUCACCUCGUACUUUUCAAGCAGAGGUGCAACGACUCGCUUACAACCAAGGACACCUACCUCUCCACCUCACCGCCAUUCAGAAUGUCAGCACUCCUGCGCAUCAACUCAUGUUCUCUCUUCCCGUGCACCCCCAUUGGCACAGCGAGCAACUUUGAGCUCUUCAUCUUCGGCACUCCACUCAACGGCACAGCGAGCAACUUUGAGCUCUUCAUCUUCGGCACGCCACUCAACGGCACAGCGAGCAACUUUGAGCUCUUCAUCUUCGGCACGCCACUCAACACCCCUCUCUCACUUCCACCCUUUCCCCCCAUUCCACUGUUUCCCCACAUACCCUCUUUCCCCCCUUCCCUCUCUCCCACCUUUCAGGGCGCAGCAAGCAACUUUGAGCUCUUCAUCUUCGGCACUCCACUCAACGAAUCAACGGAGCAGAGCGGCAGCAGUGUGCGCGUGGUGCUGCGCGCUCCCAAUGGCCUCUUCCUGCAAGCGCGCACCGAUGGCUCUCUCACUGCUGACCUCCAACAAUCCCUCAGCAACGACGCCAUCUGGAGCAGUGCUGCUGCAUUCGACCUCACUGUGUUGUGGCGGGUGGAGGGGGAUUUUCAGGCGGCUUUCACAGCCGGCACAGCAGCGCCAACGAUCUACGAGAACAUUCGCCGAAACUUCCUGACCGAAGCGGACUGGCAGAAAAUGCAAGAACUGGGGAUCAACACAGUCCGCAUCCCCCUGGCCUACUGGAUUGCUCUCGACGCCACCCCUGAGUUCCCAUUCGUGCCUGGGGCAGCGACGUACCUCGACUGGGCGUUUGAGAUGGGGGCGAAGUAUGGGGUUAGAAUUUGGUUCAGUGUGCAUGUGGCGCCGGGGUCACAGGCAGGCAAGGGGAAUGCGAGGGAUGGGCUGAUUCGCUGGCGAGGGGAGAAUGUCAACCGCACACUCGACUUUGUCACCUGGCUUGCAAACAGGUACGGCGCCGACCCUAUGUGGCUGGGCAUGGGGCUGCUGAACGAGCCGGUGGUGCCGGGAGCCAACGGGUACGCGGGGGUGGAUCUGGAGGACAUGCGGGGGUACUACUCGGCGGGCUUCAACGCCAUCCGCGCGCGCUGCCUGUGCUGCUUCGUGGCCAUGGAGGGCCGCGUGGGCAGCAACUUUGGCGACGUGAUGUGGCACAUGAGCGACGCGUGGCACAACAACGUGCUCCUGGAGCAGCACAUCUACGAGGUCUUUGGCAACUUCUUCAGCUCCAAAGGAGUUGACUGGGAGAUCGAAUACGCGCACACGACCCGAAAGGACAACAUCAUCGCGUUUCAACAGAAAGUGGGGCGGAACCUGCUGGUGGGGGAGUUCUGCAAUGCGAUGGGCAACAGUGCAACGUCAGAGCAGCAGGCCAAUUUCUCCCUCGGCCAGAUGAAAGCAUUCAGCCACGCCAAGGCUGGCUGGUUCUUCUGGUCCUGGAAACUCAACACCACCGGUACGUGCUUCCUUCGCCUCCUCCUCGGCCAGAUGAAAGCAUUCAGCCACGCCAAGGCUGGCUGUCAGGGCUCUCAUUUUCCCUUCUGGUUUGGACCAGCUGUUAGUGAUCUCCUCCUUUAA